AAACGAUCUUGAAAUAUAAACAAAAAAUAAUUUUACAUUUAAAACAACUAAAACCGUGUGUAAAUACUAGCUUCCAAAUGAAUGAGGUAUAAAUGUCAUUGAGCUAAGAUUUGAUACAAUCUUCUGUACCUUCCAUCGGCAUCAAUAUGAAUCCAGCCGAUGGUUUGCGCAUGAUGUGGAUGAGUAGCCAAUAUAAUUCGGAACGCAUUUCAUUGGAGGAUGCAGCUACAAUAUUGGGACAUCCCACAGUUGGACUCUCUGUUAUGGAGGAUAUGCAACAUCAACCAACUUUGGAUAUGAAUCCAAUGAUGAGCCUUGUUGGGGGGGAUUUCUCUGGUCAGGCUGCUGCUGCGGCUGCAGCGCUGGGCGUUCAACCGGGCACCCUGAUAGCCACCAAUACAAAUAAUCUCUAUGGCUUUGCCCAUAUGGGCGGAUUGCAGCAGCAGCUAUUACAGCAAUCUGCAGCCGCUGCCGUGUUCCAGAAUUAUGCCGAAGUAACGGCCAGUGUGGAGGGUAUGGGUGUUGGACAUCAUCUGAUACAAGAUCCAAAUGGUUUACUCAGUAACGAUCAAGUGCUUCAGGAUGAUGAUGAUUUGCAGCAGCAGCAACAACAGCAGCAGCAGCAGCAAAUCUAUGGCCAAAUUGAUGAUGCCUAUGAUGAUGGCUCUUCGGUAUUGCAGCCCAAACAGGAGAUAAUCAACAUUGAUGACUUUGUGAUGAUGAAUGAGGAUAAUAAUUCCUAUGACGACACAGACUUCAUGAACUCCUCGGACAAGGAUAUAUCACAAUCAUCUUCCUCGUGCAUGGCACAAAUGCCGGUUGGAAGUCUAACACCAGCUGGCUUAUCGUCUGUCAGCGGUGGUGUAGAGCAUGAUCUGCUAGUCCCCCUAGGUGAUGGCCUAAUGCAUCAUAAGCUGCUUGGAACAACUCUAACCUCCACCGCCACCAUGUCCAACGCCAAUGCCUUAAUCACCAAUGGUGUCAAUCCAUUUGGCAAUAUUCUGUUGAAUAAUGGAGAGACACCCAUUAUGGCUAAACAAAUACGAACAUCAUCAUCAUCGACGCAAUCCUCCUACAGCAUAGCUAAAAGUAGUAUCGGCGGCGGCGGCGGUAAUGGCAAUAUGAUCGCCACAUCCACCGCCACCAAUUCGUCAUCAUCGAUCACCUCAUCGCCCACAGGUUCAUCCGUAAUGCAGCGAGCCCCGCGAAAGACACGUAAAAUCGAGCCCGUUAACAGGCCAGGACUUGUGUUAAAGACUCCAAUUGCCUACAAGGGCAACAUAGAUCCAUCGGUGAUACCAAUACAAAAAGAUGGCAUGGCUGUCUGUGAGCGUUGCGGUGCCAUUGGUGUAAAGCAUACAUUCUAUACAAAAUCUCGACGCUUCUGCAGCAUGGCCUGUGCCCGUGGUGAGCUCUACUCGUUGGUAUUGAAUAGUAGUAAAAUGGAUGGCACUACAGCACAAGUUAGUAGUAAUUCACCAGGACCUGCGGGUAAUUCGACUACCGCUGGACUGGAUAUGAAAGACGAUUGCAUAAGUGAUCCCGCAGAGGAGUCGCCACAGCAGCAUGAGCAGCUGCAACAGCAAUCGGAUAUUGAGUUGGCUCUACAGGCGGCUCACAUUAAGAAUGCCAAUUAUCGUUUUCGUAUCACAGAUCAAUCAAAGAUCACACAAUUAAAUGGUUUUGGUCAGCCAAUGUCUUUGGGCGGCGAUGCCGCUGCCAAUACAAUACAAAUGGCCACCGAUGAGACGAUAGCCGCAUUGAAUGGUGGCGAUGUAGGCGAUGCUGUCGCCCCAGCUGGCCAGGCAAACGGUGCCGGGCCGUAUCUAAGUGCGGCGCCAACGCCCAAAGCUCUACGUCUGUUCAAAGAUGUUUUUCCGCAGGAUGAUCUGCCACAAAUACCAAAAUACGAACGUCUUCCGGGUCCAUGUCCGCAAAUGGAGAAAAUCAAUAGUAUACGAAGGCGUAUGCAUGAUCCCACACACUCAUAUGAUUGGCUAUCUCGUCUGCGUAAAGAGGGUUUUAAUGCGGCACCUGUAACCUGUUUUCCGCAUGCUCCUGGCUGUGAGGUCUGGGAUAAUUUGGGUGUGGGCAUGAAGGUUGAAGUGGAGAACACAGAUUGCGAUAAUAUUGAGGUGAUUCAGCCGGGACAAACACCUACCUCAUUCUGGGUGGCCACCAUUCUAGAAAUUAAGGGUUAUAAGGCUCUAAUGAGCUAUGAAGGAUUUGAUACGGACUCCCAUGAUUUUUGGGUGAAUCUCUGCAAUGCUGAAGUCCAUUCGGUUGGAUGGUGUGCCACAAGGGGCAAACCAUUAAUACCUCCGCGGACCAUUGAGCAUAGAUAUAAGGAUUGGAAGGAUUUUCUAGUGGGUCGUCUAUCGGGUGCUCGUACCCUGCCCUCCAAUUUCUACAACAAAAUCAACGAUAGUCUUCAAUCACGUUUUCGUCUUGGCCUGAAUCUCGAGUGUGUCGACAAGGAUCGCAUCUCUCAGGUGCGUUUGGCCACUGUUACGAAAAUAGUGGGCAAACGUCUAUUUUUGCGCUACUUUGACUCGGAUGAUGGGUUCUGGUGUCACGAGGAUUCACCCAUUAUACAUCCUGUGGGAUGGGCAACAACAGUGGGUCACAAUUUGGCUGCCCCUCAGGACUAUCUUGAACGAAUGCUGGCUGGUCGCGAGGCCAUGAUUGAAGUACACGAAGAUGAUGCCACCAUUGAGUUGUUCAAAAUGAAUUUCACCUUUGAUGAAUACUUCUUGGAUGGCAAAACGAAUGGCUUUGUGGCAGGGAUGAAAGUGGAAGCCGUUGACCCUCUGAAUCUUUCCUCCAUUUGCCCGGCUACUGUGAUGGCUGUAUUGAAAUUUGGCUACAUGAUGAUACGCAUCGAUUCGUAUCAACCCGAUGAAUCUGGGUCGGAUUGGUUCUGCUAUCAUGAGAAGUCACCGUGCAUUUUUCCCGCAGGCUUCUGUGCGAGCAACAAUAUUACAGUGACCCCUCCAAAUGGCUAUGAUGCCGGCACAUUCACCUGGGAUCGUUAUCUACGUGAUACGGGCACUGUAGCCGCUGCACAGCAUCUAUUUCAUCGGGUUGUUCCAAAUCAUGGCUUCGAGGCUGGCAUGAGUCUGGAAUGUGCUGAUCUAAUGGAUCCACGCCUGGUCUGUGUAGCCACAGUGGCUCGGGUGGUGGGUCGUUUGCUGAAAGUUCAUUUCGAUGGCUGGACGGAUGAGUAUGAUCAAUGGUUAGAUUGUGAAUCGGCCGACAUUUAUCCAGUGGGCUGGUGUGUUCUGGUGGGACACAAACUGGAGGGGCCACCGCGAGUUACCCAUCAGCCAGUCGUAAAACCAGCACCAAAACCAAAAGUGCAGAGAAAACGUAAACCCAAAAAGGGUGGAGCAGCUGCGCCGGGAGUUAAGCAGCAACAUGACAAUCAAACGCCAUCCGUUAAACCUCGCACUAUUGCCUUAAAGACCACACCCCACUUGCCCAAGCUGAGCAUUAAACUGGAACUAAAACCAGAACAUCACAAUGCUGCCUUCUAUGAGAAUAAUCAACCCGAAGAGGAUGACGACGACGAUGCCGAUGGUGAUGGCGAUGUUGAUGGCGAUGGCAGUACCAGUCACAUGUCUGAGCAAUCAACUACCCAUUCCUCCACUGAUCAGAUGAUCCUCCAUGGGGUUGCAUCCACCAACGCUUCAUCUGUCUCCACUACAACAACAAUGGUCGCCUCAACGGUAAUUCCUGCUGCAUCUGUUGCUGCCGCUACAACUGCUGCUGCUGCUGCUACUGUUGCAGGCAACAACAAAAUGAACUCCUCUGCGACCAAUAGCAAGUACAUUCCACGACUGGCCGAUAUUGAUUCAAAUGAGGCGCAUUUGGAUCUCAUACCAGAUACCUGGAACGUUUACGAUGUAUCGCAAUUUCUGCGCGUUAACGAUUGUACGCCGCAUUGUGACACAUUUAGCCGGAAUAAGAUUGAUGGCAAACGUUUGCUGCAGCUAACAAAGGAUGAUAUAAUGCCAUUGCUUGGAAUGAAAGUGGGACCAGCGUUAAAAAUCUCCGACCUCAUUGCCCAGUUAAAGUGCAAAAUAAAUCCGGGCAAGGCCAGAAUACACAAGACCAAUAAAUCAUCAUUUUUAUAGUG
Drosophila willistoni is the source of this 4138-nucleotide messenger RNA. It is a transcript of the gene Sfmbt, whose product is annotated as polycomb protein Sfmbt. Lineage: Eukaryota; Metazoa; Arthropoda; Insecta; Diptera; Drosophilidae. Gene Ontology annotation, cellular component: nucleus. Gene Ontology annotation, biological process: heterochromatin formation; regulation of DNA-templated transcription. Gene Ontology annotation, molecular function: zinc ion binding. The transcript has 8 exons. Bases 147 to 4136 code for a protein of 1329 amino acids. The record is from RefSeq and is a predicted model, not a curated record.